AUGGAUGAUAAGAAAUCAAAUGACGAUCUUUUAGGAGAAUACAAUUCUACAUCAGUGAGAGAGUGUGCAGCGCUCUGUCAAAGGGAGUGUAGUUUCUAUGGAUUUAAUCCUCAGAUGAAGAAAUGUCGUGCCCACAAGAAAAUUUUCACGUCGUCGAUGUCUCAUGAGGGGGGCUGGAAAUAUUAUUCCCAUGACUUUAUUCCCAUAGAUUGUAAGGAUCUUUAUAAAGAUGGUCACACUAAUUCAGGAGUGUAUGAAAUUUAUCCCUAUGGAACCAUUACCAGUCCUGUGAGAGUUUACUGUGAUAUGGUAACAAUGGGCGGAGGAUGGACAGCAAUCCAAAAACGCGUAAACGGAUCUCUGAGUUUUGACAGGAGUUGGACAGAUUAUAAAAAUGGUUUCGGUUCACCUGAACAGGAUGUCUGGGUUGGAAAUGACGUAAUACAUCAGUUAACAAAAGAAAAGAACCCAUUCCUUUAUGUGUCCAUCACUGUACAGAAUGGUACAACGCUGUAUGAAAUGUACGAUCGAUUCUCUGUUUCCAAUGAAACAGAGAAAUAUCAACUCUUUCUAGCAGGACCUGCCACGGGAACCUUAGGUGACAGUAUGUUAAACACGGUGAGUUCUGUCGGUGAUCUGUCAGGGAUGUCAUUCAGCACACCAGAGAGAGAUAAUGACGGGAGUAGUGGUAACUGUGCUGCUGUCAGUAUCGUGAGAGGAGGCUGGUGGUUUAACUUCUGUUACUUCGCCUUCCUUAACGGUCAAUGGUCCCCGGCAGAAUGGUGGAGACCUUGGCAUCCUACAGUAGAGUGGGGGACAAAUGUGAGGCAGACCAUAAUGUUAAUAAGACGUCACUAG
Molecule: messenger RNA, 858 nt
Organism: Saccostrea echinata
Lineage: Eukaryota; Metazoa; Mollusca; Bivalvia; Ostreida; Ostreidae
Product: microfibril-associated glycoprotein 4-like
Exons: 5
Coding region: 1-858 (285 amino acids)
Source: RefSeq, a predicted model, not a curated record